Penicillium taxi is the source of this 849-nucleotide messenger RNA. RefSeq lists its product as uncharacterized. The record is from RefSeq and is a predicted model, not a curated record. The coding region runs from base 1 to 849 and encodes 282 amino acids. NCBI's taxonomy places the organism in Eukaryota, Fungi, Ascomycota, Eurotiomycetes, Eurotiales, Aspergillaceae. The transcript is spliced from 2 exons.
AUGUCCGACGAUGAGGACUAUUACGAAUGGGAGGAAGAAUACCUCUUCGAAGAUCUUGUUCCCGACCUUGUUGAUGAACUCGCCGCGAAUGGAUACUACGAAGCUGGACUUUACGAAGACCCAGCCAUUGAAGUAGAGGAUUACUACAGUGACUGGGACUACUAUUCGGACGACUACUACGACGACGACCCUAGUGUGAAGCCGAGAACCGUUCGCGCAAGAGCAAAGGGCACGAAGACCCGGGGAAACCCAGAGAAGAACCGCGGCGUGCUACCGCAGUCAACAUGCGAGCCAGAUGUUACAUCCUUCCAAGGCGUGAUUUGGAAGACACCCAGCCACGAGAGAGACCAGGACGUCUCUGUGCAGAUCUACGAGCCAGGAAACGGAGCCAAAGUAGCAUUGCUGGAAAACUGGCGUGAGAUAUUCAAGUCGGUCCAACCCUCACUGGACAAGUCUCGUCUGCGGAAGAAACCUACGCGCGAGUCGGUUCCCUCUGUCGAAGACGAAAUCCUCUGUGACGAUGAGCAGUCACUUGACAGCUCAGAUGAGAUGUCUGAUGUUGUAUCUGUGGACCACACAACUGCCAGUGGAGAUAUAUCCAACACAACACCGGAGGCGGCACAGUCGCCGGAGCCGGAGCCGAAGCUAACGCUGAAUUCGAUCGUGACUACGCCGGUGAAACGGGGCCGAAAGCGCAAGGCCGACAUCCCUGUGACGGAGUUGGAUAAGGAGAAUUCGGGCGGCACAGCGCGAGCGCGGCCUAAACGAGUUGCUCAGGAAAAUAAGAGUGGCGGUACCUCAAGUGCUUCUACUGGCCCAGUGCGCAGGUCCACCAGACAGAAAAAGUAG